AUGUUAACUGAACAUUGUUCAAAAAAACGAAAAUUUAAAUCUGAUUAUCAACAUGAAAAAAUAUCGAAACGAUUAAAAACAUCAAUUAAACAUAAAAAGAUUCUAUCAAAUAUUGAAUGUUUACCAAAUGAAAUAUUUUAUCAAAUAUUUUCAUAUUUAACUGAUCGAGAAUUAUUAAAUUCAUUUUGUUUUACAUUAAAAAAUAAACGUUUUGAUGAAUUAAUUCGUAAUCGUACAUCAAUUAAUUUUCGAUCAAUUCAACGUUCACAAUUAAUUCAUUUGAUAUAUAAAAAUUCUCUUAUAAAUCAAAAAAUUCUUCGUCAAAUUCAUUUAUUUAAUGAUGAUAAUACACCAGGAUUAAUAAAUUUAUUUUUUAAUUUAUAUUCAUUUGAUUUAUUUCCUAAUUUAAAAAUCUUAGUUCUUGAUCAACCAGAACAAACUGAUUUAAUUAAAUUAAUGAAAUAUUUCUCCAAACUUGAACAUUUAUCAAUACGUCUUUCAACAUUAGUACGUAUGCCAUCAAUUGUUUAUACAAAUUUAUAUUCCUCUGUAUUAUGUUCAUCAUUAAAAUCUUUAACAAUUAUCGAUGAUCCAGAUGAACCAAUUACAUUACCGGAAAAUAUGUCAUUACCAUAUUUAAAAAAUUUAACAUUAGGUUCAUUAACAUCAUUUGAUAUACAAAAAAUUUUUCAAGCAGCACCAAAAUUAUCUUAUUUUAAAUUUCAUCUCAAUUCUGAACAAUCGGAUACACAAAAUGAACAAUGUAUUAACACAAAUAUAACAAGAAUUGAUAUUGACGCACCACGUGCUGAAUUUGAUUUAAUUUCGAAAAUUUUAUUUCAAACACGAAAAUUAAAAUCAUUAAAAAUAUGUUGUCGUGGUGAAAGUGCAUGGGUGUGGGAAUGUUUUAUUCGAUCAUUUUUACCAAAUUUAAUUGAUUUUCGUUUUAAAUUUGAUAUACGUCAAAGAAAUAUAUCUAUACUUGAAUAUGAACAAGAUUGGUGGACAAAGGUAAAAAAAUGGAUUGUUAUUGGUCAUCCAUUAUCAUCGGUAUUUUAUACAUUACCUUUUAUUGAUACAAAAUUAACAUUAAAUGCUCGAACUGCAUUUCGUCAACAGAAUUGUUUUUCAUCAAAAUUAUCAAAUGAAUAUUCAAAUAUUCGUCAAUUAAUCUUAACAUUAAAUCCAUUAGGAUUUAAAUUAUGUCAAAGUAAUGAUGUUUAUUUUAAUAAUAUUGAUUCAUUAACAUUAAUUGAUUAUAAAAAUUCGCAAAAACCAGUAUCACAUUUAAGUACAUUAAUUAAUUUAAUAAAUAUUCGUCAUUUAACAAUUGAUCAUCGUAUGCGUUCAGGAACAUUUUUAUUAUUGAUUAAAGAAAUGCCACAAUUAAAUUCAAUCUCAGGACAAGAUGUUGCAUUUUCAGCAAUAACAAAUAAAUUUCAAAAUGAAAUUGUUAUUUCAUUUCUUAAAAAAAAUAUUCAAAAAUUAACGAUAAGUCCAUCAAAAGCAUGUGAUGAUAUUCGUUAUGUAUCACAAUUAUGUGUUGUUUUUUCACAUAUAACUCAUAUUAAUUUAAGUCUUAAAUGGGCUAUUGAUAUUUGGCCAUGGUUAAAACUAUCAAAUUUAUCUAGUGCAACUGUCUUUUGUCGGCAUGGAUCAUUUAUUAAUCUUAUCAAUGAUCCAGCAAAUCAUAAAUGGUUUUUUAAUUGUACUUAUGAAUUACGUAGUCAUCAAGAUUUACGUUUAUGGAUUCAAUAA
Molecule: messenger RNA, 1758 nt
Organism: Adineta steineri
Lineage: Eukaryota; Metazoa; Rotifera; Eurotatoria; Adinetida; Adinetidae
Source: the annotation of a GenBank genome assembly